Messenger RNA from Laetiporus sulphureus 93-53, 1199 nucleotides. RefSeq names its product ribosomal protein S5 domain 2-like protein. Gene Ontology annotation, cellular component: cytoplasm. The transcript has 2 exons. Bases 1 to 750 code for a protein of 249 amino acids. Lineage: Eukaryota; Fungi; Basidiomycota; Agaricomycetes; Polyporales; Laetiporaceae. Gene Ontology annotation, biological process: regulation of translational initiation. The record is from RefSeq and is a predicted model, not a curated record.
AUGGCCACCACGCUUGAUGCAUAUCUAGGAUUGUCUCAGCCGAACUGCACUCCGGAGUGUAUUGCGACGUCGCAGGAAAUACGAGACAGAGGCUCGACGUUCGUGGCUAGUAUCUACGCUGCGUCCAACGACAAGGAAGCUCGUGCCGUAGUCGCAUGCGUCAGGAAUGUCGUUCACGCCUCAAAGCCCGCUACACAUGAGGUAUCGGCAUGGCGAUGUAUGGUACUGAAGGAGGGAAAGACUGGAUUGGGUGGGCCGGAUGACUUCGAGUUGAAGACCGGGAGUGAGGAUGACAGGGAACAGCAUGCCGGUGGUAAGGUCCUGAAAGUCAUGCAGGAAGAGGGAGUGAUAGAUGCUGUUGUUAUUGUCAGUCGCUGGUAUGGAGGCGUCAUGCUGGGACCGGUACGCUUCGCCCAUUUUGAGACAUGCGCCCGAGACGUAUGUCGUGUGUUCAGGCUGAAGGAUGACAUGGCGACAUCGAUUGCUAGACUGUCCUCCUUGGAUGACACUCUUACAUCCCUGCGGGCUGAACUUGCCUCCCUCACCAAGGACAAGCAGUCAAUGCAUGAGCAGUCGGAGUCUACUCUUGCUCCUCAAGACGAACCGAAGCUCAAGAAGGCUCCAGAUUACAUCACACUGAAGGAGUCUUUGGAUAUCAACAAGGCGAAGCGGCUCAUAGCUGCUAGAGAGAACGCCAUCAGGGUCGUGAAGAAUGCUCUGAGAAAGAAACGUGACACCGCAGUUGGAUGAUAGCUCGCAGCCAUCGUUGUGUGCGUGCCCUCUGGCCACUGUCUGUUGGGUUGAUGUCUUCCCCCCUCUAUGAUUUUCGCGGCCUUCGACCGUCGUCAGCUCACGGAUGGCGCCGAGCGGCGUAUCGAUGCCGCCUGCGAACGUUCGAUACGACUGAAUGCAAUAUGGCAGGUGGGAGGCGCGCAGAUGGAUUUGCUAGAAGCGGAGGGUGUGGAAAAUUUCCGAAGUGUGACAAAUUUCUGCGUGUUGCACUUACAUCAAACACCCCACGAUAUCUAGUCAUAUACAUUGCAACGAGUGCAGCCUCCUGUCCUGCAGCACCAUCUACAUGUCCACAGAAUCCCGUGCUUCAUUCGACUUCCUUCGCUUGCUUCCGGGUGUCUAACUAUCUGGCUUUCGCUGGAAUAUCUUCAUGGAAAUGCUUGAUUGGCAGCACCACCUGCAGCAUG